Messenger RNA from Apis mellifera (honey bee), 962 nucleotides. RefSeq names its product 33 kDa inner dynein arm light chain, axonemal (gene Dnali1). Gene Ontology annotation, cellular component: filopodium; axoneme. The record is from RefSeq and is a predicted model, not a curated record. The transcript is spliced from 6 exons. Bases 146 to 904 code for a protein of 252 amino acids. NCBI's taxonomy places the organism in Eukaryota, Metazoa, Arthropoda, Insecta, Hymenoptera, Apidae. Gene Ontology annotation, molecular function: dynein heavy chain binding.
GUUGCUAUGGUAAUUGUUUAGAAUCAAAUUUAUUUUGUACUAAAAGAACAGUUCCAUAUGAUAUAUCUAAGUUAUAGAUAAGAUAACUUUUUUAAAUAAUAUAUUGAUUAUUAUUUAAUGAAGUUUGAAUAAAUUAAAUAAUACAAUGGCAACACCAAUAAAAGAUCGUGUUAUUCCUGUUAUGGAUACUUUGGUUAAAUAUGACAAUCCAGUCUUACUUACCACUUAUCCAGAAAAGGUAAUAAAAGAAGUACCAAAAAUUGGAGAAAUAGUUUGUAAAGUUGAAACCACUGUUCCUACACUUGAUACAAGACAUGAAACUUCUGAAAUUUUAAAUAAAAUUUUGCCACCUAAGCAAUGGGAAGAAGAUGGUCAAAUUUGGACUCAACAAGUGUCAAGUACACCAGCAACAAGAUUAGAUGUUAUUAAUUUACAAGAACAUCUAGAUAUGAAAUUGCAACAAAGACAAGCAAGAGAAACUGGUAUUUGUCCAAUACGUAGAGAGCUUUAUACACAAUGUUUUGAUGAAGUAAUACGCCAAGUUACGAUAAAUUGUGCAGAACGUGGAUUGCUUUUACUUAGAAUUCGAGAUGAACUUAAAAUGACAUUAGCUGCAUUUCAAACUUUAUACCAAAGUAGUAUUGCUUUCGGUAUGCGUAAAGCUCUUCAAGCUGAACAAGGAAAGGAAGAUUUAAUUGCUGCUGCAGAUGAAUUACAGUUACAGAAAAUUGAAUUGGAAAAAACAGUUGUUGAAUUAAAACAGAAAUUUGAACAAGCAGAAAGAAGAGCAGCUGAACUACGAGAAGCUGAAGAGAAAAAACAUAUGGAAGAAAUACAAUUUUUGAGAAAAACAAAUCAGCAACUGAAGACACAAUUAGAGGGAAUUAUUGCACCAAAAAGAUAAAUAUAAAUGAUAAAAUAUAUAAUAAUAAAAGGUAUUUAUCUUUAUAUAUAUUUUAAUU